Molecule: messenger RNA, 716 nt
Organism: Centropristis striata (black sea bass)
Lineage: Eukaryota; Metazoa; Chordata; Actinopteri; Perciformes; Serranidae
Exons: 3
Coding region: 297-716 (139 amino acids)
Biological process (GO): signal transduction
Molecular function (GO): protein binding
Source: RefSeq, a predicted model, not a curated record
UGUCAUGUGGAACUGAAGUGACUAAUGUUUAACAGAGCAGUGUGUUGAUGAUGAAUCUCCCCAGUAACACUGAAACCACGCUCAUUUUUGGCAUACUGUACCUCAGGGUGAGUAAAUAACAUCUCUGCCUGCUAUAUAUGGACUAUAAACUGUAAGUUUAUUAUAUAACUAUCUUGUAUAUCUGCAUAUCUGUGCAUCUUAAAUCAUUAACGCAUGAUCUUUGUAAAAUUAGGUUUAUGAAGACAUUUGUUUAGAGUUCAACUUGCUGCACUGCUGGUCUUUUGGAGUUUGAGAUAAUGCCAAACAAAGCACAAGAGGAUGCUGUGAUUAACCUGAAGACGUUGCAGGAGAUUUCCACUCAGCUUGGUUUUGAGUGGACAGUUUUGGCGUAUGAACUUGGCUUCAACAGAACGGAAAUUGGGCGGUUCCACACUAAAUCUACAGAGAAGAGUGUCCAGGCCAGGACCAUGUUGGAAAGCUGGUAUGAGAAGUCAUGGGACAAGCCCAAUAAAACCAAGCUGCUGCAGGAUGGACUGGAGCGAGCAGGCCGAAGGGACCUGGCUGAGAGGCUGCGCUGCCUCCACUGGGGCCACCAGAAACUAAGCCAGAGGGUGGAGCUGCCCUCCGCCUUCCCCUUCCUCAUCACAGUCCACAAGACCAUUCACAACCGAGACGCACUACGCAGGAUCAACGACCUCAACCGUAGAUACACUUAA